Messenger RNA from Symbiodinium sp. CCMP2456, 1460 nucleotides. The record is from the annotation of a GenBank genome assembly. Lineage: Eukaryota; Dinophyceae; Suessiales; Symbiodiniaceae.
AUGGCCUCUGCGGUGGAGGACCCUUACGGAUCGGAGGAGGAGAUCAUCUUGGUUGCCCAAGAUGAUCCCUACAUGGCUUCCUUGCCGGAGGCCGAGGAGCCGCGCGUCGAAGAGUCCCCAGCUGCAAAGGCGGCCACCGCCAGGACCCAGACGAAGAAGCAGGUGAGGCCCAAGAGGAAGCCGAAGGCCAAGCCCAGGCGGAGGCCGACGCAGACGGUGGAUCUGACGAAUCCUCGGGAGGACGCUGCUCCGGUCCAUCCCGUGGCCUCCUGGCAGGCCAGUGCCAGUGGCCCCGACUACGGCGAUAACUCUGCGACGCCCGCUAUCUUUGAGACUGCGAUUCCAGUGCCAGCGAAGGCCACCGUGAAGGAGGCCGUCGCCGAAUCGGCCCCGCCGACUACUAGCGGCACGGGCCCCUUGGGGCGGGCUUUGGCCACACUCCUGCCCUCCACCAGUUUCCAGGCCAUGCUUACGGAGGCCCUGGCACUCGUCCAGGAGAUGGCACUCAGGUGUCUGUCCUCCGAUGCCGAGGUGAAGCCAUUUGGCUCGCUUCUCCAAGGCACCUUCUUGGAAGGCUCCGAUCUGGAUCUCUACAUCACGACGGCCGCCAUGGGGAACCAAAGCAAGGGUCACCUCUGGCACAAGGUACAGGUGUCGCACCUGCAAAGACUGAUGCAGGGACUGCCGGAGAGCUUCCAGGUGAAGGAGACUCGCUUGGACUGGCACGUGCGAGUGCCGAUCUUGAUUCUGGACUUCCUUCCGCCAGCCACGCCAUCCGGCGACAACUUCCCGCCCAUUCAGGUGGAUGUCAGCAUGGGCGACAUGGACUCCUCUGGGGUGCGCAAGGGCCACGUGGAUCGGCUCAUCCAGGGGGCGCUGUCCAGAUCGCCCAAGGCGGCUUGCCUGGUCCUUCUGGUGAAGCGCUGGGCCAAGAUCGAGGGACUGAACAAGUCCUUCGAGGGUCACCUGUCGCCCCUGGCAUGGACUCUGCUUUGCCUGUACUUCCUGGUGGUCACGGACCGGCUGCAACAGAACGCGCUCUCGGCGUCUGGUUGGGACGUGCCUUCGCCACCCUCGGCUCAGCUUUGCGAGUCCUGCGUGUCGCACGAAGAGCUGGCGGAGUUUUUCGACAUGGUGGCCGGCUUCCAGAAGUUCCUGGAGUCGCGGGAGAACGACGGCAGAGGGCCCAUGGGCAUCCGCCUGAUGCCGGACUGCCGGCCGCUCACCGGGCGCCCGGAUGACCCGGCCGUCUUCUUCCUCGAAGACCCUGCCGCCAGGGCGGUGUCCAUAAAUGGCGUCAACGUGGCACGUGGAGUGAAGAGUCCGGAAAAGUGGCGGCAUCUUUUAAGCCGCUGCGGAGGUGCUGCCAAAGCCCUGCGUGCGGGCGCCAACCCCGCGGACUUCUUCGCCCGGCGACUCGCUGCCGGCGCUCCGAAAUCCACUAUUCGGUCCAAAGCCAG